UUUGCCACGUGCAUUUCGUGUCCGGAAUCAUGCAUGCACAUGGUUAUUCCUUACAGCAUCGUUUACAGCUACAGGAGAGUGGAAAUACCAGUGUCUAGCCUUAGGAGACUAGUUAAUGAACGCUUUACAUUCUUGGAGGUGAAAACUAUGUGCCUGCAAAAAGUGAGGGAGCUCUCUGUGCUGACGGAACAAUCCAAGAGACAUUUACCCAAAAGCCAGUAAAAAGCCGGGCCGGCAGCAGUGUGCGCGUGCCCGCAUCAUUGUUACGGUUGUCACAAGUUCCUCAUUCCUCGUGUCAGCACAGACCGUCUUGAGAACACGAGCUUGCUCGUAAUGCGGUCGCAUUGAACUCGGGAGCUGGGGGACAGCUUUGGCAGCAUGUAAGCAAGCUUUUGCCAGGAGCCCAGGUCACCGCUGAGAAGGGGGCCUUAGGGAAAAGACUCUCCAGAAGAAGCCAAUGCCAGAUGCGUCUGGAAUUACACUCACCGCGGGCAGCAUGCGACACCCUGUGCCGGCGUCUGGGUCCUGCUGGCGAAGACUGUGGCUCUCCAGGUAGGAGGGUCCGGGGAGCAGUGAGCGCCUGGAGCCUCUCUAGAGGGAGAAUGGGGCCGGAUACGAACUCUCUACAGUGAACACGAUUUGCAGCUUAUGAAGGAGCUUUAAGUAAAACCCUUAUUUAAUUUCCAAAUACCCAAGUUCAGAAGCUUUCCGUGCAAAGUGCCAGCAUCACCCCCUCCACAGGAGUUAUCAGGACUUUUCUGGCACCAAGUUGAACUCUUCUUGGUACUUCUGGCAACGGCACAUCUGCAGAACAGAUUUAUCUACUAAAUGCUCUUGGGCAGGAGCAGCAAGUCAAAGCUCAGGAAGCAGCGGGAGGACAGCAGAGCAGAGACCCCUCCCUCGCUGCUCACUUUACGCAGGAGCCUGGCCUGGACUCAGAUGCUGUGCUGACGACACCCGCUGCCUCGCCAGCCUCCAGAGCUCAUCUUCCCUGGGGGGACGCUGCCUGGGGGCUGCCUCCCAGGGCUCGGUUCUACUCUCAUUCUACUCCAAGUCUUCCGUGAAGGCCACUGCUGCUGUGAACUCUGGAAUGGCGUUUGCUGUCCUUUGGGCACUUGCUUCCUUUCCCAGGCUGGUGCUGUCGGAAAGGACCAUCUGAAGGCCGUGUUUGUUCUUGGAGAGAAGGGCGCUGGCCUUGCCUGGAUCCCCCACCAUGUUCCUGCUGCUGCCUUUUGAUAGCCUGAUUGUCAACCUCCUGGGCAUCUCCCUGACUGUCCUCUUCACUCUCCUUCUCGUUUUCAUCAUAGUCCCAGCCAUUUUUGGAGUCUCCUUUGGUAUCCGAAAGCUCUACAUGAAAACUUUACUAAAAAUCUUCGCGUGGGCCACCUUGAGGAUGGAGAGAGGCGCCAAGGAGAAGAACCACCAGCUCUACAAGCCCUACACCAACGGAAUCAUUGCAAAAGAUCCCACUUCCCUGGAAGAAGAGAUCAAAGAGAUCCGCCGAAGUGGCAGCAGCAAGGCUCUGGAUAACACUCCCGAGUUCGAGCUCUCUGACAUUUUCUACUUCUGCCGGAAAGGAAUGGAGACCAUUAUGGAUGAUGAGGUGACAAAGAGGUUCUCAGCGGAGGAGCUGGAGUCCUGGAACCUGCUGAGCAGAACCAAUUAUAACUUCCAGUACAUCAGCCUUCGGCUCACGGUCCUGUGGGGGCUGGGAGUGCUGAUCCGGUAUUGCUUCCUUCUGCCGCUCAGGAUAGCGCUCGCCUUCACGGGCAUCAGCCUUCUGGUGGUGGGGACCACCGUGGUGGGGUACUUGCCCCACGGGAGGUUUAAGGAGUUCCUGAGUAAGCACGUCCACUUAAUGUGUUACCGGAUCUGCGUGCGAGCCCUGACGGCCAUCAUCACCUACCAUGACAGGAAAAAUAGACCCCGGAAUGGUGGCAUCUGUGUGGCCAAUCAUACCUCCCCCAUUGAUGUGAUCAUUUUGGCCAGCGAUGGCUACUAUGCCAUGGUGGGCCAAGUUCACGGGGGCCUCAUGGGUGUGAUUCAGAGAGCCAUGGUCAAGGCCUGUCCGCACGUCUGGUUUGAGCGGUCCGAAGUGAAAGAUCGCCACCUGGUGGCCAAGAGACUCACCGAACAUGUGCAAGAUAAAAGCAAGCUGCCUAUUCUCAUCUUCCCAGAGGGGACCUGCAUCAAUAACACGUCGGUGAUGAUGUUCAAAAAGGGAAGUUUUGAAAUUGGAGCCACAGUGUACCCAGUUGCUAUCAAGUACGACCCUCAGUUCGGCGACGCCUUCUGGAACAGCAGCAAGUACGGGAUGGUGGCCUACCUGCUGAGGAUGAUGACCAGCUGGGCCAUUGUCUGCAGCGUCUGGUACCUGCCUCCCAUGACCAGAGAGACAGAGGAAGAUGCCGUCCAGUUUGCAAACAGAGUGAAGUCCGCCAUCGCCCGGCAGGGAGGCCUCGUGGACCUGCUGUGGGACGGCGGGCUCAAGCGGGAGAAGGUGAAGGACGCGUUCAAGGAGGAGCAGCAGAAGCUCUACAGCAAGAUGAUCGUGGGCAGCCACGAGGACCGGAGCCGCUCCUGAGCCCGUGGCUGGAGCCCUGCAGCCCACAAGCGCCCACCGCGGCCGCUUCCCAGCACGAGGCUCCCGGGGCUGCUAUGGACCCUAGGCCCAGACCGUGCAGCCGCGGUGUCGCCGCCAGGACGCGCGGCCUUGUCUGCGCUGAGCCCGUUGGAGGGUGCUAUUAAAAUCGGCCUCCACCUGUACGUGUCAUGCAGGGCUGAGGGCCAGGACGUUGGGGUGCUCGCUGUCACAGACGCCCACGUGCCGGGGUGUUGCUGGGUAGCGCUGUGGCCCCUGGGGCCUGGGGCGGGCUGUAGCCUCAUCGCGCCGGCCUGGAGCUCUGCAGGUUUGUUAGGCUGGUCUGUGGGGCUUUCAGCAGAAAGUUUGUCAUUCUUGAGCUCCUGUUCAUGGCAGUCACCAGGGGACAGGAAGAGGACAGGCGAUGCUGACGAGCCGGUACUGAGAACCAAAUCAUUCGUGUUCAAACUCUGGGCUCACCCUGGACUCCUUUGUGAUGUGCUCUGUGUUGAGUGUGUGCCUCAGUUUCCCCAUCUGUGACAUGGAUCAGGAGGGGAAGGGUGUUGUGCCUACCUCACGGGUGGUGGGGACUGGCACCUCUGUGGAGCGGGACGGCAUGGUCAGUGUUAGCAGGGCAGGGCCAGGAAGUGGGGUCGGCGCGGCCUGAGCCCAGGGCUCUGCACCUGUUCUGUGAGUAAAUAAAACUGGCUGGUGAAUGAAUUGA
Molecule: messenger RNA, 3305 nt
Organism: Tupaia belangeri chinensis (Chinese tree shrew)
Lineage: Eukaryota; Metazoa; Chordata; Mammalia; Scandentia; Tupaiidae
Gene: GPAT4
Product: glycerol-3-phosphate acyltransferase 4
Exons: 13
Coding region: 1214-2584 (456 amino acids)
Biological process (GO): triglyceride biosynthetic process
Cellular component (GO): endoplasmic reticulum
Molecular function (GO): glycerol-3-phosphate O-acyltransferase activity
Source: RefSeq, a predicted model, not a curated record